This is a messenger RNA of Morone saxatilis (striped sea-bass), 3802 nucleotides long. It is a transcript of the gene phc1, whose product is annotated as polyhomeotic homolog 1. Gene Ontology annotation, cellular component: PRC1 complex; nucleus. Lineage: Eukaryota; Metazoa; Chordata; Actinopteri; Moronidae. The record is from RefSeq and is a predicted model, not a curated record. Gene Ontology annotation, molecular function: protein binding; zinc ion binding. The coding region runs from base 134 to 2512 and encodes 792 amino acids. The transcript has 15 exons.
AAAGGGGCGGGGUUUUGUUGGAGGCAAAAACCCUGAGAGGGGCUUUCGUUGUGUGUGGUUACAACCAAAGACCGCAAUAUAAACGUGAUUGCAUUUAACUGUGAGCAGGACAGACAUACCGAGUGGAGCAAACAUGGAUGCAGGUGAAGACCAAAACACAGGCACUACUAAUGGAAAUCCUCAGGCAAGCGGGAACUCUCGUGCACCCCAGAUAGCCCACAUGUCUCUAUACGAGAGACAGGCUGUACAGGCUCUUCAAGCACUUCAAAGACAGCCAAAUGCAGCUCAGUACUUCCAACAACUCAUGCUGCAGCAACAGAUCAGUAGUGCCCAACUCCACAACUUGGCCGCUGUGCAACAGGCCACACUUGCAGCUAGUCGUCAGUCCAAUACCCCAAGUAACAGCAUGUCCCAGGUGCCGACCACAGUCAACUUAAGCACCACAUCUGGAGGAGGUACCAUGACCAACCCCCGUCCCCACGGCCCGGCCACUUCUGCAACGACAACAGCUCUCAACCAGUCAGUGUUGCUGGGUGGAAACUCUGCAGGACAGGGACAAAUGUAUCUUAGGGUCAACCGCUCUCUCAGGGCUCCCCUUGCCUCUCAGCUCAUCUUCAUGCCUGGUGGUACAGCAACAGCUACUGUAGCAACUGUUGCCCAGACACAGCCACAGCAGCAGCAGCAGCAGCAGCAGCAUGAAGUUGCUCCUACCACUGCUAGUGCCCAGUGUGACAAUGAUCAGGUGCAGAAUCUGGCCCUACACUGCGCUCCCAGAGCAGUGGCUGUCAAGUCUGAGCUCCCAGAGAGGAAAGAUAUUGCCAGCUUUCCUCUCGGUCAACAGCAGCAGCAGACAUUUGCCCAGACAGCUCAGCAGCAGCAAGUGCAACCACAACAGCAACAACAAAUGGCCAAACCCAACUUUGCUCAGCAGUCCACUGCUAACACUAUGACUGUAAAGACUGGAAACCAGGCUGCCAUGACUGUUACUCCUGCUGCUUCUGUAGCUCCUUCCUCCACCUCCUCUACAGCACUCCCUCUCUCCCAGCUUCUCCUGUCCUCCUCUGCUGCCCCUGUGAUCCUGGUGCCCACCUCAAAUGUUCCUACCACAACCCAGGGCUACCCCAUUGGCUCAGUGACUCCAAAAGCCAACGUUAACACUCAGACUCUGGUGGUGCAGCCCCUACAACAGGCCAGCACUACUGCAGACAAAGGUCCUGUGCCGAUCCAGCCCAAGACAGCUCAGGGACACCGCUUACCUAUGCAGCUACCCCCUAGACACCCACCUCCCAUUCUCCCAGCGCCACCUAGCAACAACCAGGCUACAACUGGGGGGUAUAACACUCCCCACAUCCCUGUGCAGCUUGUGGGAGCCAGGCAAGGCUUAGCAGGAAACGCACAGGCUGUGGCUCUGGCACAGGUACGGAGCAACACCACCCAGGAAAGUACAGCCAGUGGGAAUGUCAGUGCAGUUUCCAACAGUGCUAUGAUAAAGCCUGCCAUUGGUUCUCUGAAGAGAAAGUCUGACUGUGAUGCACCAAAUGAGAUGGUGACAGAAUCUUCAAACUCUGCACACAUGAAAGAUUCUGCUCCUCCCUUAUCCCCUGCCCCUGCAAAGGACUCAGCCCCCCUUGCAACUGCCUUCUCAUCUCCCCCCACCCUGUCCUUGCCUCUGCCCUUGUCAAGAGUUGGACUUGGGGACAAAGACAGAGCCCCAGUUCCCCAGGCAGUGGUCAAACCUCAAGUCCUCACCCACCUCAUUGAGGGCUUUGUGAUCCAGGAGGGAGCUGAGCCCUUCCCUGUUGCUGGACUCCUCAAAGACAGAGAUUUUGCCCUGGUUGGCCGCUCAGAGAACGGACCUCCAUUGUUAAAGUGUGAGUACUGUGGAAGCCUCGCCCCGGCCAGCCAGUUCAGAGGAUCAAAGAGGUUCUGUUCAAAUACUUGUGCUAAGAGGUAUAAUGUGAGCUGCAGCCAACACUUCAAGACAAGCAGAGGGAGAAGUGGCGCAGGCCUGGCACCGCCUCCAGCACCCAGUGAGAGCGCUGCCAGGAGAAGGGGCCCCUCUCGCAGGAGCAGUUCUAAUAACACCUGUAAUAAAAUAUCAAACAGACAUCUAGCUGUCAAGUGUCACUCUGAGUCCAGCCGCUCGGAGGACGUAUCCAGCGAUGGGGAAGGAGAGGAGGACGAUUCUCCCUCACUGUCCCCGAGCUCUUCACACUCCUGCUCCAGAGCUGGGCACAGCGCUCCUCCGUCAGACAGCUCAGCUCCUGGAAGCCUCCCACUAGAGGGGGCUAACUUUCUCUCUGCAACUCCUGCUCAGUGGAGCGUGGAAGAAGUCUGCAGGUUUAUCUCUUCACUUCAAGGCUGUGAGGAGUUGGCUGCCCAGUUCCUGUCACAGGAAAUAGACGGGCAGGCUCUGUUGCUUCUGCGAGAGGACCAUCUCAUCUCCACCAUGAACAUCAAGCUCGGCCCAGCUCUCAAGAUCUGUGCCUCUAUCAACACCCUGCGUGAGUGAUGCAGUCAGUGCUUCAGAGGGACAGCAGGAUCCUUUUCUAACUGAUGAUUUCUCACUGGAAUCAAUAUCUGGACUUGCUCCUCUUUAGAAAGAAGAAACUAAGAUCUAUGGCAAGGUGGGAAAAUAACUUUUUGAAAUGUGAACAUCUUCCAGCCACUGACAGAUAAAUGUUUAAAAUCACCAGCCACUCAAUAGUCAAUCAUUGUGAAAUCUCUACCAGCCACUUUCAUAUUUUACCAGCAUGUGGCUGGUGCUGAUUUCCCACUCUGGAGGGACAAUAGAUAGUUUUUACAAAACAGUGGUGCACCAUCAAUCAUAUGGAGACGGACAGUUUACUUUCUGGACAUUGAAUGUGCAAAAACAUGUAUGUAUACUGUUAUGUGUGAGUGGUGAGCAUGGACAGUAUCAUGGAGAAGUAUCCAUGUCAGUAGUGUUUGUCAGUUUUUUUUUUUUUCUGUCGCUGUGUAGAGGCCUUUUUGUAUGUAUUCUCUUGUGAAACUGUGCAAAUCUGCCAGUCUGCAGUAAUCGGUGCUAGGUCUUCUAGCUAGGACAGUUUACCUGUUGGGUAUAAAAAACAAAACAAAAAAAGAAACGUUGCCUUCUUGCUGUAUUUCAAAGGGUGCUUUAACUUUAGUGAUAUAUGAUUUGAAGUGAUGUCAAAAACAGUCCACUUCACUUUAAAGGAAACAGUUCAUCCCAAAAUCAAAAAUACACAUUUUUCUCUCUUACCUGCAAUAUCUUUUUCUAGAAAUCAGGACCCAGUUACUCAAGAUGAUGUACAGACCUUGUUGUGAGCAGUUUGUUUUGGCGCUUUGAGUUCCAUUAUAUUUGAAUGAAGGUAGAUAGAUAUCUGACUGAUAUCUCCAAAACUCAGCAACUCACACCAAAACAAUCUUGUUGGAUAAAUAGUACUACAGAUAAGAGGAAAAAUAUGUAUUUUCAAUUUUUCUGUGAACUGCCCCUUUAAAUAUUUCAGUCUUUUAGUAUUAGUUAUUUUAUCAUAGAUGUUCAAUCCAGGCUCCAAUCACAUCGAGCAAAGGACACUCAAAAAGCCUGGUUUAUUUUAAUUAGUUACUUUUACCAGUUAUUAAAAGUUUUAGUUUUGUAUCUUUUCCAUUUUGUACUACAAUCAAAAUUAUUUUUUCAUGAAUACGAUAUAGUUUUAGUAGCUUUAAUCAACUUAACUACCUGAAAAUAGGUAUUCCUCAUGGUUUGGUCUCUCAAGGGCUGAGUGGAAGUUUUCUGUGUACAUGUAUGCAGUACUACCAAUAAACAAUACCUGUUACUGGA